GAAACGAUACGCAGUCACAGCAACCUCCAGAUCGGAGUCUGCUGAUUUACAAUUGUUUCCAAACAUGAGUGAUUUAACCAGAAGGAUCGUGGUUUUGGGAAAAACUGGAGCUGGGAAGAGCAGCCUCGCCAACACCAUCUUCGGAGAGACUUUGUUCAAGAUAGACGAUUCGGCCAAUUCAGGAACACGUGUAUGUCAAGCAGAAACCAAACGUGUCAACGGGACAAAACUCACGUGGGUCGACACUCCUGGGUUUUUCGACACAAGCAGACCUGAGGAGCAGCUGAAGUCUGAGAUAGAGAAGUGUAUAGAGAAGUGCGCUCCUGGGCCUCAUGUUUUUCUCAUCGUGCUUAAAGUGGAGAAAUUCACAGAGCAAGAGAAGGACGUCGUCACAAAAAUCCAACAAUGUUUCUCUGAAGAAGCUUUAAAUUAUGCCAUAGUUGUCUUCACACGUGGUGACCAGCUCCCUGAGGGAAUGACGAUCGAGCAGUGGGUCGAUCUGGAUCCAGAUCUGAGGAAUCUGGUGAAGAAGUGUGGGAGACGGUGCCACGUCAUUGAUAAUAUUAAAUGGAAGAAAGACCAGACGGAUGAAUACAGGAGCAACAAGUUCCAGGUGGCAGAAAUACUCAAGACAAUAGACAGGAUGGCUGGUGCAAACAGAAAAAGCUGUUACACCAUUGAGAAGCUACAUGCUGCAUAUGGGUCAUGGGCUAAUUGGUCUGUCGGGGUAACAGGGGUAGUAGCUGGUAUUGCAGCUUUGGUGUCCAUUGCUGUUAUUGUUGCUAAAAAAUGAAUAUCAUGACAAAAGACUAACUGCAGCAUUAGGGCUGUGUAAUGUCAAGAAUCUGGCAAUACGAUUCAAACUUAACAUAUUGCAAUAUUGUAAGCAGGGUUGCAUAUUAUUAUUUUUGUAUCUAAUUUGAAAGAAUCCCUUAAAAUUAGAUAAGGAAUUAAAAUUAUUUCUACUCUUAUAUCAUAUAUUUUGUAACUUGCAACUUGCUUUUUUUUCCAUCAUCUAUUUAUCUGCCAAAAACAGUGAAAAAUGGCAGUCAUUAUUUCUCAACAUAAGAACAAGAAUAUGAACCAUGAUAAACUAAAAUGUGUCUUUACCGAGUAUCAAAGACCGAUGAGAGUAAUUAUGAAAUGCAUUUUAUAUAACUUUAGUAUAUGUUUAUUAGAGAGACGUCUGACCUGAGAGUUGAAGUCUUACCAUUAACAUUUGAAAGCAUUGUAAGUUUAAUGUGUGACUCAAAUAUGUUGACAAGUAUAUACAGUGCCAAUCAUUUGCUUGCUUCCCUUCCCUUUGUAUUAUGGUGAAUGCAUUUGAUUUACUGUAUCCUUUAGUAUUUAUCAUAAAAAUACAAUUAUGAAUUAUCCGAUUAUCCCAUCAUGAUCUGAUGUGGGCUC
Gymnodraco acuticeps is the source of this 1407-nucleotide messenger RNA. RefSeq names its product GTPase IMAP family member 7-like. The record is from RefSeq and is a predicted model, not a curated record. Gene Ontology annotation, molecular function: GTP binding. The coding region runs from base 65 to 793 and encodes 242 amino acids. The transcript has 2 exons. NCBI's taxonomy places the organism in Eukaryota, Metazoa, Chordata, Actinopteri, Perciformes, Bathydraconidae.